Ipomoea nil (Japanese morning glory) is the source of this 1016-nucleotide messenger RNA. RefSeq lists its product as uncharacterized. NCBI's taxonomy places the organism in Eukaryota, Viridiplantae, Streptophyta, Magnoliopsida, Solanales, Convolvulaceae. Bases 33 to 884 code for a protein of 283 amino acids. The record is from RefSeq and is a predicted model, not a curated record. The transcript has 2 exons.
GUAUGGAGGCGGUGGAGAGCAUGGUGUAGGGUAUGGUGGAGGGGGCGGAGGGGGAAGUGGCGGUGGAGAUGGUUAUGGUGCCGGUGGAGAGCAUGGUGGUGGGUAUGGGAGUGGGGGUGGUGAAGGAGGCGGCGCGGGAGGCUAUGGAGGCCGUGGGGGUGGAGGUGGGAAAGGUGGUGGAGGAGGUUAUGCCGCCGGUGGAGAGCAUGGUGGUGGGUAUGGGAGUGGGGGUGGUGAAGGAGGAGGUGCGGGAGGGUAUGGGGGUGGUGGAGAACAUGGCAUUGGGUAUGGUGGUGGAGGUGGCGGUGGAACUGGUGGUGGAGGCGGUUAUGGCGCCGGAUAUGGUGCUGGAGGAGGAGGAGGUGAAGGGGCAGGGGGUGGAUACGGUGCAGGAGGACAAAAAGGUGGAGGACAAGGGGGUGGCGCCGGAGGAGCCGGAGAAGCAUCCGGCGGUGGUGGCGGAGGACACGGAGGCGGUGCUGGAGGAGGUUACGCCGGAGGAGCAUCCGGGGGUGGCUGCGGACAGGGAGGCGGUGCUGGAGGAGGUUAUGCAGGGGGAGCCGGAGGAACUUCAGGUGGCGGCGGAGGAGGACACGGUGGCGGUGGCGGUGGAGGUUACGCAGGAGGAGCCGGCGGAGCAUCCGGUGGUGGAUAUGGUAGUGGAGGAGGAGAGGGUGGGGGAGCAGGAGGGGCAUACGGAGGAGGAUACCCUGGUGGCGGCGGCAGCGGCGGUGGAGCUGGUGGAGGAAGUGCGUACGGCGGCGGAGGUGAGCACGCAGGUGGAUAUGGUGGCGGCGCAGGCGGUGGUCACGGUGGUGGCUACGCUCCUUAAGCAUUACAAAAUGGAAGCUUGGAAGGAUUCGUCUUCUUGCCUAUAUGAAUAAUAAGAACAUAAUUACGUACUUAAUUAAUUACGUGAGGGCAAAUUAAAUUAUUAAUAGGGAAAUUAAAACUACUAUUUCUAUAUGUAUUAAUUAAUGUUUGUUCUAAUCAAUAUACUUAAAUUUAUGAUUUUA